Messenger RNA from Manihot esculenta (cassava), 1646 nucleotides. RefSeq lists its product as uncharacterized. The record is from RefSeq and is a predicted model, not a curated record. The coding region runs from base 371 to 1336 and encodes 321 amino acids. Lineage: Eukaryota; Viridiplantae; Streptophyta; Magnoliopsida; Malpighiales; Euphorbiaceae. The transcript has a single exon.
CAUUAGAACCAUGCCUAAUCUUCAAAACCCAUAUCAAGUCCCGUUUGGUGCUGCAAAAGAAGGUUUUCAAUUUUUAAAUCUCGACCCUCUCUCUCUCCAAACAGUGGCCAUCUGAACUCCAAAAAACCUGAAUGCUCACUCUCUUGCUUUAAAAACGCUAGUUUACUCGCGCUUUUUCUUUUUAUUAAUAAAAACUAAGAAGAAGACAAACUCUCCCCUUUGAUUUCCUCAUCAGAUCUCUUCAUCCUGCAGCAGGAGCUAACUGCAUCCAGAAAAAUGGCACAGGAGAUCGCCACCGCCGCAUGAAUAAUCCACUACUGUAUUUCCAAAUAAUCGCGCGAUAUACCUUGCAUUUUUACGCUCCCGAUAAAUGAGGUGCAAGCAUCAUCCCUGCGACCUCAGUAGCACCGUCGGUGUCUGCGCCUCCUGUCUCCGGGAACGCCUUCGCGUCCUCAUCGCCGCACAGGCUCAGGUUCAGGUUCAACAGACAAAUCACCUUCCUCAACUUGCUCGGCUCCAUUCACGCGCUGCCGUAGAUGAUAGUCGCAAGUCAGACGCUCAGCCUCCACCUCUCAUAUUCCCUCGCUCCGUUUCUCCUUAUGUUGCUCGCCGGAAGUCUGACGACACCUCCUGGUCCCACCAUCUCCGUUUCUACAGUACUCCCCAAGUGGGCCCCACUUACAACUCUUCUUCAUCCGCAGCCGGCUUCACCACUUCUGCAACUUGUAAACCUAAGCCCGCCAGAUUCUCCCGUUUAUCGAAUCUAUUCAGGUCCAGAUCCGAGAAAUUUAGUCCGGAUCCUUCUGGUUCCGGUCGUGGACUUCCUCAUAGAAGUCCGAGCGAGGCAUCAUCUUCCUCGCCUUCCUGGUUCUCUGCAAUAUUUUCUGGUCGCAGGAAAAAGCAAUAUGCGCAGCAAUAUUCCGGCGUUGUAUGUCAUAAGCCACGCCAGAGGAUGGAUCGAGGAAUGUCGCCAGUAAGAGUGGAGAAUUCCGACGACGAUUGUGACGAUUGCAAUCGGUCUCCGUCUGGAAGUGGGUCCUCUUCGGAAUCAGCACAGUGGUGGAAGAGAACACCAGUAGCAGCACAUGCGGCGAUGAGGCGAGGGAAGCCGGGAAACGGCAAAAACGUGUCAUCAGGAUUAGCUUUUUGUUUGAGCCCUCUACUGAGAGCCAGCCCUAACCAUCACUGGAACCAUAAAAGCGGGCUACCACCAGACAUGGGAUUCUCCGGCGAAACGAGGGUCCCCAUGAAACCUCAUCUAUCAGCGGCGGCGUCAUUUCAAGCGAACCGGUCGAGGAAGUUGUGUGACUUUGGAAGGGUUAAUCACAACCGUUGAGAACGGAUCGUUGACAUUUGUCCACGGUGGUGGUAAUAAUACAUAGAAGUACGGUUUUGCCCUCAUCAUUUGCGAUAUUAACCUGUUUCAUUACAUUUAAACGUUGGAUAAAUUAAAUCAUAGAUGGAGGGAAAAGGAAAAAAAAAAGAAAAGUGAAAGUCGCGUUUGGCUUUCUCUGCACAUUACCGUUGUCUAUUAUUAGCAUGAACAAAAGGAAAUAUAUCUUUUUUUGUUGUAUAAUUUGUGAAAUAUUUACGUUCGAGUUACAGUGAAAUCUAAUUUUAAUGAUAUUAUAUAUAUGUUGUGAUGA